AUGGCCCGGGCAUUAUUAUUCUUUGCCGCCUUGGCAUUGACAUUUCGGCAAUGUGUUUCCAGCCCAUUCCCCAUUGAACUGGACUUGCGAAGCGAGCCUUCCUCACGGUUAUCCAACAUUCAUGUCUCUUACGCGAGGCAUAUUUCCGGGCAAGUCACUUUCACGUAUGGGCCAUGCCAUACAAUAUCAUGGGACGAUGGACACACAGUGCUUGCAAGGUCGGAUUCUGCGACUCUCGACUCAAGGCUGGUGUGGCAUAUUCCAGAAGAUGCGCCUGGCCUUGUGUGUAUCUCGGCAUGGGACGAGACCAGGACUCUUGUUGGCCGCAGUGAGCCUCGAGACGUCCAAUUCGCAAAGAGAAAAGUCAAUAGGAAAAGAUCUCUGGAUCCUAUCCACCUAACGGACGAAGAUGGAUUUGACACGCUCGGCGCAUGGUUCGAUGGCAUUGAGGCUCUACUACAAAGCGAGGCCAGCCUUAUCGAUGUGACGGCAGCGAAACAGAAGGAAAUUGCCAUUGUUGGCGCCGGCAUGUCCGGCUUAAUGACAUACUUGGUUCUCCACCAGGCAGGCUUCACCAAUCUUACUCUUCUUGAAGCUAAUAAUCGCGUUGGCGGUCGAGUAUACACAGCGUAUCUAUCAGGCGGGCCUUUUGACUAUUCUUACCAGGAGAUGGGACCAAUGCGAUUUCCAGUUGGAUACACAGACCCAGAUAGCGGCGAGAAAUACAACAUCUCUGACACGGAGCUAGUAUUCUCCUUGAUAGAAGAGAUCAACGAGAUGAACAAGAACAAGCCAGAUUUAAAGGUCGAUCUGAUACGGUGGUACGAUGAAAGCCAAAACGGGCUACAAUACUUCAACGAGUUUCGCAUGAAAACCGGCUUGCCACCAACUUUGGGACAAAUCCGCAAUGAUUCAUCACUCGAUCAAUCCCGCCCGAUGGAUAGCACGACCAAGAGUUUAGACGACGUUCUGUUAAACGACUUACCUGGAGAUGGGUUCAUGGUCGAAAUGGCCACGAACAUGUACAAGGCGCAUAAGAAAUGGACAUCCGAAGGCCUCGGCGGCAAGCUUCAAGGAGAUCGCUGGUCCGAAUUCGCCUACAUAUCGCAAUACCUUAAAGGGAGUCUCAAUAGUACCGACGUCAUUGUUGGGCCAGAAAACGCCGAUGGCAGCUUUUGGCUCUGGGAGUACGAUACUCUUUACGAGAGCGCUGACUCUUGGAGAACUAUUGAUGGCGGCAUGAGCCGACUGCCAGAGGCUUUCCUGCCUUUAGUCAAGGACAAUUUACGCCUCAACACCAAGAUUGAACGUGUCAGGCACGCGAAUGACAAAGUGACACUGCAAUGGAGGCAUGAUUACAAAGACUCCUUGCACUCGUCAACAUAUGACUAUGCUAUAGUCGCUGUGCCCUUUACUGUUGUUCGCCAGUGGCGCAUGCCGAAUAUGAACAUGAUCAUAUCGAACGCGAUUAAUAACCUAGUCUACGAUACAUGCUGCAAGGUUGCUCUGGAAUACUCAGAGCGGUUUUGGGAAAAGUACGACAACCCAAUCUACGGAGGUUGUAGCACUUCAACAGAUAUACCUGGCAUAAACAUCGUUUGCUACCCGUCGUAUAACAUCAACGGAACGGGUCCUUCGGCUAUUAUUGGGGAGUACGUAGAAGGGGCGGCCAACCAUGAAUCAGCAAGGAUGAUAACCAUGUCCGAAGAAGAGCAUGUACAGUAUGUGCUGGACGCAAUGACUGAGAUACACGGUGAAGAAACCCGGAAACUGUAUACUGGAAAGUUUGCCAGGACUUGCUGGGCACUGGAUCCCUUUACGGCAGGGUCAUGGGCGAGCCCCUCGGUUGGACAGCACGAGCUGUACAUUCCCGAGUACUUCAAAGUACAUAAAAAUAUGAUUUUCGUCGGCGAACACACAUCUUAUACACACGGUUGGAUAUCAUCCGCCUUGGAUUCUGGAGUUAGAGGCGCAGUCCAAAUGCUGCUGGAACUUGGCCUGGUCGAUGAGGCAAAGGAUGCAGUGAAGAAAUGGAUAUUAGACAGGGUUUCAUAA
Molecule: messenger RNA, 2055 nt
Organism: Pochonia chlamydosporia 170
Lineage: Eukaryota; Fungi; Ascomycota; Sordariomycetes; Hypocreales; Clavicipitaceae
Product: L-amino-acid oxidase
Exons: 4
Coding region: 1-2055 (684 amino acids)
Biological process (GO): amino acid catabolic process
Molecular function (GO): polyamine oxidase activity; L-amino-acid oxidase activity
Source: RefSeq, a predicted model, not a curated record